AUGGAGGGCGAUGGGUCGCAGCCCACCCAAGCUACCCAGAAUGUCCUUGAUCCGCGCCGCGUAGGCAAGCAAAACUCUGGCUUCUCUGACGAGGACAUCUCCGAUAUCAUAUGCCUUCUCUACCCCCACUCCGAAUUCGCCCGUCGCGAAGUCCACCGCAUAGCCCGCGAACAUUCGCAACAUGUCGUCGGCAGGGAAGAGGCGGAUGCCGUGGAGCCGGACUACGAACAGGAGGACAGAGCCGACCAGUUCCAGCUGACGCCGCCCAACAUUGAGCACGCCAUCAUACUCCGCCUGUCUGCAAAGACUAAAGCUCCGCUACAUGGCUUCUUGUUCGGCAGGAAUGUUUCACGCUGCGAUAUCUGUUUCGCCAACGACCCCAUGAAGCGCCUCAGCAAUAUCCACUUUCGCAUCUACGUCAAUGAGUACGGCGUGGUCAUGCUGGAGGAUCAGUCAACCAACGGAACCUUUGUCGAAGGGACGCUGCUGCGUGCGAAGCCCAAGAACGCAAAUGAAAAGUGUGGCACCAAGAGGGUUCUUAGCCACGGCUCCAAGAUCAAAGUGUUGAUGCAUAACGAGCAGCAUGACUUGGAAUUCCUGGUCCGGAUACCGAAACGGGUGGGCGAGUACGAAAUGGCGUACAACACAAAGCUACAGCACUACUUCGCUACACUGGCAGGUCUGCGUGCGAAUCACAAUGAGACGGUGGUACCGGGUCCCGGUGGCCAUGUCGACUUGUUCGCUGCCCCAAGGAGACCACCGACUGCCACCACGCGGAGAAUAGCGUUGCCGUCUGGAACCACGCAGGAUAAUGUUGAUCGAUUCCCGAGAGACUGGGACGGUUCCGGCAAGUACAAUCGGGUUGGCCAGAUUGGCAAGGGGGCCUUUGCGGUCGUUUACAAGGUCACGUCUAAGUUUGACGGAGUCCCAUACGCCGCCAAAGAGCUCGAAAAGAGGCGGUUCAUCAAGAACGGCGUCUUGGACCAAAAGGUGGAAAAUGAGAUGAAAAUCAUGCAGAGGGUUCAACAUCCAAACAUCGUCCGGUAUAUUGAGCAUUUCGAUUGGGACAAUCGACUCUUCAUCAUAAUCAUGGAGUUUGUCGGCGGUGGCGACCUUGGCAAACUUAUCAGCAGUCGUGGACCCUUGCAAGAGGUGUCAGUCAAGCAAAUGGCAGCUCAAUUGCUGAGUGCCUUGGCUCACCUGCACGAGAACAACAUUACACAUCGGGAUGUCAAGCCCGACAAUAUUCUCAUCUCGUCACUCAACCCCUUCGAUGUCAAGUUGACAGACUUUGGUCUCUCCAAGAUGGUUGACAACGAGCAAACGUUCCUUCGAACAUUUUGCGGCACUUUACUGUACUGCGCGCCGGAAGUUUACUCGGAGUACGCCGAGUACGACGACAAUGGCCAUCGGAACCCCCGCAAUAGAGCGAAGCGGGCAGCGGUUGGUCAGAGAUAUGACCACGCUGUCGAUGUCUGGUCACUCGGUGGCGUGCUCUUCUAUGCCCUCACCGGCAACCCGCCAUAUCCUGUUAAGAACGGUGUCAGUUAUUCAGAGUUGCUCCACACAAUCAUGACAAGACCCCUUGACACACUUCCGCUGGUGCGGCAGGAUAUCUCGCAGCAGGGCAUUGAGUUUCUUUGCUACAUGCUGGAGAAACGCCCAGAAUGCCGCGCGACAGUCAGGGAACUUCAGGAACACCCUUGGCUUGGCGUCCAUAGACUAAAGCCUUCGCAAAAUGGUGACCAGUCAUUCGACGAAAUCACCGACGAAGAUGAAGAGUUGCAGGUCAACGCAUCUCAGCUGAGCCUGGAGGAGGGACAAUCGCGUUGUCUUGCCGACACGGAGCUUCCUUUCGAAGAAAGUGUGGAUGAUAUCGAGAGGGACUUUAUCGAGGAGGAUUCGGAGCAAGAGCAUGGGACAUUUGGUCCUACCGGGCAAGGCGCUGGCCCCAGGCUUUUCGGAGAGGUCAACAGAUCUGCUAUAGGCAGUAGGGGCGCAGUAGCGGCGGAGCGGCUCAAUCUCCCGGUGGCCGAUUCGGGCGUCCUUGGCAACGAGAGCUUAGGGUCUGAAAUACGGGACAGCUACGAGUCGGAAGAUGCCUCGACGAUCAUUGGCAAGAAGUCAGGAAGCAGCGGGGGUGCUCGGCUUUCCAUCUCUGCGGUCGAAGGCCAGUCCGAGGAUCAGCUGCGCAGCCUGGUCGAGAACGUGGCUUCUCAGAGUCUGGGCGCAACUGAUCUUGGCAGCGAUCUCCAGAUGAAAUCCGCGGCUGCUUCCCAUGUCAAUGGGACGUUCUAUAAUGCUAGCAAACGGAAACCGUCGUCAGUUGACACCAGUGACGAGUACGAAUCGCGACCGCGAGAGAAGCCCAUCUUCAAACGCCUCAAGUCGGAGGGCAACCUCGAUGCCCUUGCAGAAGAGGAAAUGGAGGAGUACAGAUUGCUUGCCUCUGUGCCGCAGAUCAAGAGGCUGGAAUCCGGACGUCAGAUCGAUGGACCUUUCAACAAGAUGCACUUCUGGGGGAAAGAUAUGAGUACAUGGCACCUCCGUUAUCCUGAGAUGACGCAGUUGCAGUACGAAAUGUUCAAGAAAGCUGCACAAAGCCGGGGAGAGGAGUUUGGCCCAGGCAAGUCGCCAUUGUGGGAAAUGGCUUUCAAAUACUUCCCACCAAACAACGGCGUGCCCGCUAUGCACACCCAGAGCCAGCCCACCGUCGAGGAGACAAAUCGGGCCCUGCUAAAGCGGGAUGACAGGAAAGUCCUGGAGGGCACGGAAUGGGACAUUCCUGCCACUGCCCCCCAGCCUGAAGAAGAUUCGCUUCCCAACACGUUACCGCCAGAAACGCAGCCCCAGAUCAUCGUCCCCGUUUCCGACGACGGGCCGAAACGGGCUGUUGCUGUGCUAGAGUCGGCCCCCGAUUCAUUAGUUUCUGGGAUUUCCGUCCCUGUGACGAUUUCACUGAUGUCGUGGGGCCGAGGACCUUCCAAUACAGUCAUAUACGAGCCCAAAACAGAGGUCAAGAUACCCAAAUAUGCCCUCAAGAUGUUGCUGUGGAAAGACGGUUACGACCCUUCCAAGGACCCUACUAAGCAUCCAUGGGACAAAUACCCCAACGGCGAGGGAUUUGCUUUUUACCUGUCAACAAAAGCGACAAACGGGAUCUUGCUCAAUGGCUGUGAGCUUCUUUCAUACGACUGCAAGAACCCCACUAGCCCAUCGAAGAACUGGGUCCAGGUCUACGAUGGCGAUGAGAUUGUCGUAUGGGGUACCGCCGCCGACACAACAAGCCAGACAAAGGUGGUUUUCCGCUGCUUUUACGGUGAUUCCUCAAAGCAACGCCGCCCAGACGCCCCUCCCAAGCUAGUAUCCUCAUCGGUGGCACGCAAGAUGGACGAGAUAUGCAGCAAGUACGAGAGAAAGCUGAAGACGGCAGCUGAGCAAAGACAGAGGUACAGCGAAGUCGACAAGGAGUUGUUCGAGCGCAAGCAGAACAUCGAGAGGGAGCGCGAACGCAGCCGUGUCUUUGAGGAGAAGCGACUCGAGGCGCUUAGAUUCGUGGCGCUAAGGACAGUGUCUAGAAGGGGCUCACCGACAAGCGCGUCCGCGACUACUGUUCUUCGAGGCCAGACGCCAGGUCUACAUGCCCCUUCACCUUUGCAAGAGGCCCGAUCUAGUAGCCCUUAG
Colletotrichum graminicola M1.001 is the source of this 3684-nucleotide messenger RNA. RefSeq lists its product as uncharacterized. The record is from RefSeq and is a predicted model, not a curated record. Bases 1 to 3684 code for a protein of 1227 amino acids. NCBI's taxonomy places the organism in Eukaryota, Fungi, Ascomycota, Sordariomycetes, Glomerellales, Glomerellaceae. The transcript is spliced from 4 exons. Gene Ontology annotation, cellular component: cytoplasm. Gene Ontology annotation, biological process: autophagy; peptidyl-serine phosphorylation. Gene Ontology annotation, molecular function: protein serine/threonine kinase activity; ATP binding; protein binding.